Messenger RNA from Didymodactylos carnosus, 324 nucleotides. Lineage: Eukaryota; Metazoa; Rotifera; Eurotatoria; Philodinida; Philodinidae. The record is from the annotation of a GenBank genome assembly.
AUGACUGAUGAUGAGAACAAUAUUAAUUUCGUAACAGAUAAAAAUAAUCCAACUACUCCGAUUCGCCAUUAUUUUGUAUUUUCAUUAAUCUCGUUUAUUUGUUUGUGUCCGGCAUCUGGUAUUGUUGCAUUGGCCUAUAGUUUGAAAUCAUCAGCUAAAGCUGAUGUCCAAUUUUUAGAUAAAGCACGUCGUUAUUCACGUCGUGCUAAAAUAUGGAAUUUAAUUUCAGUAGCGUUAUGUGUAGUCUCAUGUAUUGGCUUGGCCUUUUACGUCUGGUAUUUGCAUCGUACGUUGAUUAUGUACGCAAAAGUUUAUGGUCAAUAA